This is a messenger RNA of Octopus sinensis (East Asian common octopus), 903 nucleotides long. Its product is annotated as regulator of G-protein signaling 22-like. Gene Ontology annotation, molecular function: G-protein alpha-subunit binding. The transcript has 4 exons. The record is from RefSeq and is a predicted model, not a curated record. Lineage: Eukaryota; Metazoa; Mollusca; Cephalopoda; Octopoda; Octopodidae. Gene Ontology annotation, biological process: regulation of signal transduction. Bases 29 to 625 code for a protein of 198 amino acids.
ACCAUUUUCGAAAGUGUUCCCUCCCAGAAUGACACACGGUCUACCAAUGCUUCCCGAAAUGGCUCCUGUACUGGUGGAGACAGUCGGCGAGUCUAUGAUUGGAUGGACACAAAGACAACAUCCGAUGCCCAAAGUGGUGAAGGUGAAUCGAAUCUUUGGUGCAGUGGAACAAAUGGUGGACCCAUGGACAGGUCAUUUUGAAGACCACUUAGAAACUACAAAAAUAAAACUAGUAAGCACUUUAUUGGUGACUUUGAGGGAGGAGAGCAAGUGUGGCAAUUACUUUGAGAACUUCUUAACCAAAUGCAAAAAUAAGCUUGCACUCAACUGUCUUUACCUUUAUCACAACAUUGAGAAAUUCUUGCAAAUCUUCUACACUCAACCAAUCAACAUGUUUCGUAUCUGCAGAUAUGCCAAAUUUAUAUAUUCGAAGUUCAUUGCAACUGGCAGUCCAUUCAGUGUUCGUGCUGGACCAAAAGUUAUGUUAUUUAUAUGGCAGAAUCUAGAUGAUCCAGUUGGGGACAUGUUUGAUGAGGUGGUAGAACAUAUACUCACCGUUUUAGCUAAAUUCUGGCACAGGCUUCUACUAGAAGAAAGCUGGAUUUAUAGAAAAGUAUGUCUGUAAAGAAAAGGAGUCUUUCAACUAUUUAAAUGGACAAAUAUAUUUUAAAAUACAGAUCUCAAUCCUAAGUAUUUAAUUUUGCAUUCUCUGUUAACAUAUUUCAAAAGAAACAAUUCAGCUAUAUAGUCAAACCGGUUUCAACAAUCUACAUCAAUUGUACAACCUUCUUUCUGCUUUCUUCCACUGAAGUUUCAAAGAAUUUUUCACCAGGAGGUCACAGUUUGAAGAACUUUCAGUUUGAUCUUUCAGUGAUCAAAGUUUUUUAUUUAUACAAAUCAAAA